UUUAAAUAUGAUACAAAUCACAUAUACCAAUCACUAACAUUUAUUUUCUUUUCAUUAGCAAAUGUUAGUGAAUAGAUUCUAUAAGGCAUAGCCUCUAAAUCUACGUGUGAUUUUGCCCCAGUUUCCUUUAUGACUUUCAUUGAUGUUGUCAGGGUAACCUGUGUCACCCAGAAUGUCACCCAGACACUCUAUUCUUCUUUAUGUAUUAUAUUGUAUUGCAAUAUGUGUUGUUAAAAACACCACUCAACUAACAUUGCCAAGAGUGUCACCCAGAGAUUCCUCUUUUUAUUACUUAAGUAAACAAGCAAUAAUAAAAAGAAAGAAGCUAAGUUCAAGCAGUAGGAUAAACUGAGACAAGGUUGCUAUUGUCUGCUGUUGGUUAGAAUAGAAAAAAAAUAAAUAGUGGGGCUGAAACAGUUUUGAAUGCAUUGUUUGCUUUUGCUAAUUUGUGUGGAGGUGGCUUUGUGUUUAGAGUUAUGGUAACUUUCCAAAGAUUCAGCAAACAUAUUUAACCAUUUGGGGGGAAUAAAAUGUACUUGUUUUAAUGACUUCUGCGCAAUUUUCCAUGUGAAAUGUUUUAUUUGAUAAUCUGCAAAUGAUAAAUUCUUUAGGUGUCAUCUAGUAAGGCUAACCAAUCAAAUGUUUGAAUUGCUUAGAAACAAUAUGCCUAUAAUCCACAACUGCUAAUAUUUACAUUUAAGAUAUUAAACUUUCAAUAAGGCAGUUGUCCUCAAAUGGCUUACAAGACAAACAUAACAGACCAAACAUAGUCUGCAUGUAUAUGAACACCUCAACCAGCAUUCAUUCAGCUUAUUGAAGUGCGCAUGUGUGAUGACACGAACACAUCCUUCCUGUAUAUUUAAGCACAUCCAAGUUUUAAUAAAAAUAUUAAUUAUUAUUGUGCAUGUUAGCUCAUUGAAAUAACAAUAACAGAUACAACAUUAGACUUUAAUAAUGUCAACGAGAAGUGUUUAUUAGACGGGGAGGACAUGGUCUUAAAAUAAAAAUAAAUAAUUCAACAUGACAGCAGGGGUCACUCAUACUUCAUUAAAUGAAUAACUGAAAUUUAGUUUUGUCAAAAUACAUAAUGCACGGAACAGUUUUAAUGCUGUUUUCUUGAUUAUUUAUGUUGCUAAGGUUGUUGCUCAGUGAUACACAUCUGGACUUUCUUAAAAUAUUCACACAUUUUUAAGGUGAAACUAAUCCUAAAGUGACUAAAAAUUGUACUGUUAAAAAAUGUAUGUUACUACAUCUCCUCAUUUGGGUUUAAUAAAGGUAUAAGAAGCUGUAGGCUUUUUAAUGUAGCUUAAUGUAAUUAAGCUGAAUUACAUUAAGCUGUGUGACAAUAUGUUUGACAUCAGAGCUUCUCAUACACUAUAGCCUAUUGUCAAAAGUAUUGGGUCUUAUUAUUAUUAUUAUAUACUAAUAUCCACGAGUACAAAUCUUAAUGUUUAGGCAUAUAAUGAUAUUCUAGGGAGUUGUGUGCUUCUGAUUUUAUAGCAUCAGUUUGGAUGUCUCUAUGUAUAAAGCUAGGAUCAAAAGAAAUGAUUGAUUGAGUCAGAGUGGAAGAACCUAAAAGGUCUGCAUGAAGCAAAGUCCUAAACACGGCUGAACACCUCUGGUGUGAUUUUAAAUGCAGACUGUGAGACAAAAACGAAAACAAUGACUUAUGCCAAUGACAUAUGGGAACAGUGACUUUAGACAUUUCUAAAAUUUUGCAAAGGUGAUGGAAAUACAAUUUUUUACCUGCAUGAAUUAUGUUUCCGUCAUUGAAAAAGGCACUUCCAAAAAUUUGGCGACAGUUGUCCCAAUAAUUUAUGUACAAGUCAUUGGUGUUUGGUGAUGAUGUCUGCAUGCAAGUUUAGAUCUGCAAUCAGCUUAACAAAGGGAGUAUUCUCGGUAAGAUUUUUUUUUUUCAUGAAAUAUUACAGAGAUUAUAUAGCAUAAAGCCUAUGGAUAUUUUGUCAUGGGUUCCAGCACGGCGGAGUGAAAGGAAAUGAGGAAGCUGAUAAAAAAAGAAGACAUUAAAUGUUCCUGAUAUCAACAGGAUGAUUGGUUUUGAAAAGAAAAAGAUGUGGCAGAGCAUAUGGAACAAAACAAUUUGGGGAAACAAUUGUAUAGUACAAAAAAAUGAGUGGAAAGAAGAAGAAGAAAGUCACAAUCACAAGGUUGUGGAGUGAUCAUAAAACUCUACAAAGUUAAGAAGAUAAGGCAGCCCAGAAUGGAUAAUUUCAAUACAUGUGGAAUCCCAGAAACAGUAUAAUCACAAAUUGUUAAAAUAUACGGCACACAAUAGAAAAUUAUUACGUUUUCGAUAAUGGGGUGUCCUCACCCUCAUGUUGACCCACACCGGAUUUCUUUUCUACAUUUUAUUUUUAUUGCAUAAAUUUGCAACACUUACACAGUUAUACUUCUUAAGUUUAUUUAUUCACAUUGCAGGGCAGACUAGUAAUGUGUGAAGUAUUAUAACAAACUGGUAUUUUAUGUCUUGACAUUAUUGCUGACUUGCUUAUUUACCCAUCCUCUGUUUGCUCUUGUUAAACCAUCAUUUUCUCAUGAAGACCCUCCCCUUCUGAUGUACUAUGAAACAGCCUCUGAGACACCUCAUCUCAUUCAGCUCCUGACCAGAGAUGGAUCUACAGAUCUCAGUUUUUCUUCUGUUCAGUCUUUUCACUGCAGGACACUCUCUCAGUUGUUAUCAUUGCUGGAAUAAUAACGGCUCUUGUGUCGAUCAAAAUGUAAUAACUUGUCCCAGUGGAUUUUCCGAGUGCCUGAGUGUAUAUGUAUAUAAAGUUGGUGAAACAACUUUUAAACAGAAAUUUAAAAAUUGUACAGCUGACUGUAAAAGUGGGUCCAUGAACUUGGGCUUCAUAAAGACAUCUUCUUCUUGCUGUAACACUGACCUCUGUAACCAAAUCGAUCCAGAUCCCAACAUUAACAUUCCCAAUGGAAAUAAAUGUUACUAUUGUGAUUAUCAGAAUUGUUCAAGAACAGUGAGCUGUUUCGGGAUUGAAGACCACUGCUUUACAUUAGCAAGAAAUUUCAGCCAAGAGCUUCUAAAGGGCUGUGUCUCUGAAAGUUAUUGCGAUGCCCUAGCAUCUAUUCACGGUGAGGGCUUCUCAUGUUGUGAGGGAAGCCUGUGUAAUGAUGCUCAGAGCACCAGCACAAACAACACACAUAACAUUGUUCAAAGUGUCAACCAGAGCGUCCUGUUCCUCUGCUGUUCUCUGUCUUUCAUCCUCUUGUUGAAUUAAAAAGCUCAAUAACUCAGUUAGUUGCAACAUGUUUUCUUGUUCGGAACAGCUGCAAAAUGAUGCAACAUAAUUUAGCAUAAUUUAUGAGCGUGUGGCAGUAGAUGGCCAUUUGUUUUAGCCAAGGUCACUAAACUGCAUUGUUUUAGCAUGUUCUCAUGUCAUUAACGUGAGAAAAAUGAAUUUCAUUAAAAACUUCAACGUGUAAGACAAUUUAGCAUAAGUUAUGAGGAGGUGGCAGUAGAUGCGGUCAAUGCAGUUUUUUUUUCUCUCAGAAUUACUUUGCAUUCAUGUUGUCAUUGUUAAUAAUCAGGCUCAUUUAUUAUUAUUAUUUAUAGGACGAUAAAUAUGAAUAAAAACAAUGCUGCUCUGCUCAGGAUUGUACAUCCUGAAUUCCACAAAUGUUGGGAUGUUUUUUUUAAACGAAAUCUAAUCUAAAUUCAUCUUAUUUGAUUUACUCAACCCCUCAAGGGGACUAAAAUCAGAGGACGAACUUCUCCACCAGACCCCUAGAACCUGCUUACACCAGAUCUAGACCCUCUGAAACUAAGCGUGAUUUCACCAAAUACCAAGUAAUUUUAAUCAACCAGUCAGAUUUAUUUUUGGACAGUAAUGUUGAUCCAGGUCCCUUUUAACGUGUACUCACAUGUGCUUUUGAAUGGUCUUAAUCAGCUUUUGUUUUUGAAUUUUUUGUUUAUUAAUUUGUUUUUUUAAUCGUGCCUAAAUGUGCACUAGAAAUGAAACUGAACUUGAACUUAUACUAGUUUACUUCUAUUCAAAUUUAGUUUAUUGAAUCAUGUCAUUUGAAAUUCUUUAUUCACAAUACAUAACAAAACAAAUGUUAUUGAAUUAAAUGUUAUGCAGUGUUAUCUGUCUAUAUAUGGGACAUUUCUGCUGCAUUGAUAAAUGAAUAUUAUAUUAGAGCAUGUAUUUAAAACUUGUCUUUCUGCGUCGGAACUGCUACAAAAUGUUAUAACAGUCAUUUAAAUAAUGUUUAAAACUGCAUUUAGCAUCAUUUACCAGCAGGUAGAAGCAGAUUGUUUUGUACACUAGAAAAACACCUUACAUUAACAUUGAACUUUACUUAUUGAACAGCUUGUCUUGAUUGCUAAUGCAAAAUAACUGAUUCAUGUGGCUCAAGUUAUCGAAAGAAAGACAUGUCCGCUUUUCCCACGUUUUAACACACAUUCAAAUUUUCUCAUUGUUUUCUGCACAAGAACAGCAUACUUUUAAAUCUUGCUCUGUACAACAUACACACACCACAUCUAACUCAAAUAUCACACAUUUAACCAUGUUGAAAGAAUGAAAUCAAAAAUCAUGCUUCGCUGAUUAAAUAUAACUCACUUUAGUUCAAUAUAUUCUUGUGCAUGGAAUGAGCAUAAGAAAAGCUUGUAGCAUACUCCCUCAAACUCAUAACUGUUAAGUUCUUAAAUGUCCAGUAUUUGUACAAAACUAAAUUGACUUUCUAGGGGAGGCAGAGGAAGUCUUUUGUGAAAAUAUUAGCAGUACAGUUUGUUGAACUUUUAACUUCUAGUGCUUCCCAUCUACUGUAAGAUUGACCCAACCAGAGGGGUGCGUCUCUCAGCCCCCCAGAGGGCUAGAGACUCGUGGCUGACAGCUUUUGAUGGGUCUCUGUGAGACCCGCUAGUGCACAGAGUUUUGGGAUCAAGAUGUGGUUUCUUAAUAAGAGGCUUAAAGCCAGGAUUCAAGCCAGUUUGAAUGUAUUGGGAACAUAUCCUAAUGACAAUGAUGAAUUAAUAAUGUUCAAAAUAGGAUCUAUGACUUCUGGAAGCAAAUCUUUUAAUAGUUUAGAUGGAAUAGGGUCUAACAUACAUGUUGC
Molecule: messenger RNA, 5091 nt
Organism: Puntigrus tetrazona (Sumatra barb)
Lineage: Eukaryota; Metazoa; Chordata; Actinopteri; Cypriniformes; Cyprinidae
Product: phospholipase A2 inhibitor and Ly6/PLAUR domain-containing protein-like
Exons: 5
Coding region: 2631-3254 (207 amino acids)
Source: RefSeq, a predicted model, not a curated record